GAAGGAGCCGAGGAAGGCACCGGAGGCGGCGACGGCGACGACCCGCCGGAGGGCGACGACGAGAGCGCCGAGGAGGGUCAGGAAGGUGAGGGCGGCCAGCGUCGCGGUCGCGGCCGCCCGAAGAAGGACGUGCUCGUGCUGGAGAAGGACAUGUGGCGAGAGUUCAUGGGCUGCGAUGCGACGUCCCGCAUGUUCAACAAGCACAGCGACGUGACUCGCCGUCUCGCCCAGCGUUGGAUCGCCAUUUGCCAGUCCAAGGGCAAGGCGGCAAAGGCUGAGGCCGAUCAGACUAAGUACUCGUUGGCGACCAAGCGCCUCAUGAUCAUUGAGCAGGGCAUCAAGUUGCACCGCAAGCGCAUCGAGAGCGGUUCCUCCGAUAAGUCGUACGCCGAGUGGGACUCGGGCUUCCGCAGCCUUCAGGAGUUCGCCAGGGCCGACCCAGCGCAGCCUUUCACGUGCGAGCUGUUGUGGGACAUGCGUCUGACUCUCAAGGCAUCGCUGGGCAGGGCGUCCAUGUGGUCCUCGACGCCCCCCGCUGUCUGGGCCACUGAGUUGUCGGCGAGGUCGCUGCAGGAGUCUUUCGGGUCACUCUGCGACGUUAAGGACAAGCAGUCCACUUACAUCAAGCAGUUGAUCGCCGCCGCGCUCCGCUCCAGAGCCCCGCUCGAGGAGGUUAAGCACGUCAUUUCCAAGGUGAUCGAGUGCCUCGACGCGUUGCCGACGGGGCCCCCCGCCCCCCAGUUGGACCGCGACCUCUCGCAGGAAUUGCGCUCCAUGUCAUUGGCGUUCACGUUGCCGGCGAAGUCCUUCGAUCAGAAGGUCCGCGCGAGCCUCCAGCAGGCGAAGAUGGACAUGGCGGACACUUCGAGGCUCUUGAACUUGCUCAUGCAGUACCCGGCGCAGGGGAAGCCCCUCGUCGACGCGUUCGACACCCG
Molecule: messenger RNA, 935 nt
Organism: Prorocentrum cordatum
Lineage: Eukaryota; Dinophyceae; Prorocentrales; Prorocentraceae
Source: the annotation of a GenBank genome assembly